AUGACUGGGCACUGGAGCUACUGUGAUGAUGAUGAGUGUGGACCUAAUCGUUGGCCAACCGGACAGCAUCAGUCCCCAAUCAACAUUGACUUGGGAGAGGUUGAACGUAAAGAUACUCAUGAUGGAAUUAAGUUUGUGAACUAUGACCAUCCAAUCCAAGGAGACAUUGUGAACAAUGGACAUUCAGUUCAAAUGACCCCGGAACUUCGUUCGGAGCACCCAGAGAUCUAUGGUGGAGGACUUGACCAGGUCUACCGUCUCGUCCAAUACCACUUCCAUUGGGGAGAGAAUGACAAUGAAGGAUCGGAGCACACUCUCGGAGGACUCCGCUACCCAGCCGAGCUUCAUUUGGUACACCAGGGAGUUGAGGAUCCAGGAAAGCUUGCUGUUGUCGGAGUUUUUCUGCAAAUUGGAAAAGAGGGAAAAGCGUUAUCCAAUGAAGAGCGAGUUUUGGGACAACUUCGUAACCCCGAAACUGUGACUCGUGUAGAAAAUGUGAGACUCGCUGAGAAGCUUCCCAAUAAUAGAAGAUCUUUCUGGCGAUACGAAGGAUCUCUCACCACACCACCAUGUUCUGAAAUUGUUACGUGGACCAUCUUCACUGAGCCGGUUACCGUAACCCAUGAUCAGCUGGAGCUAUUCCGUCAAGUUCAGGAUAUUGAUAAGCGUCCAAUCAAGAAGAACUAUCGCCCAACUCAAAAUUUGAAUGAUCGCAAGAUUGUUCACAUCGUGGCCAACUAG
Messenger RNA from Caenorhabditis briggsae, 741 nucleotides. RefSeq names its product Protein CBR-CAH-3 (gene Cbr-cah-3). NCBI's taxonomy places the organism in Eukaryota, Metazoa, Nematoda, Chromadorea, Rhabditida, Rhabditidae. Gene Ontology annotation, cellular component: cytoplasm. The coding region runs from base 1 to 741 and encodes 246 amino acids. The transcript has 4 exons. Gene Ontology annotation, molecular function: zinc ion binding; carbonate dehydratase activity. The record is from RefSeq and is a predicted model, not a curated record.